AUGAAAAAUGGGGUUUUUAGCUCCGGCUAUUUGUAUGUUGCUGUGUCAUCCUUUCUAGGCAUGGGGGAGUUUGCAACUAAAGAUGCCUUUGAAUGGGUGAACCAAUAUCCCAAGGCUAUAAAAGACUCUUGUAUAAUCGGGCGGCUCAUGAAUGACAUUUCUAGCCAUGAGUUUGAAGUAAAAAGAGGCCAUAUUGUAACUGCAUUAAAUAGUCACAUGGGUCAGUUUGUUACAGAAAUCGUUCGUCCGCUUGCUAAUUAUCCUCCCAACAUCUGGGGUGAUCACUUCCUCAAUUAUGCUCCCCCGGACGAGGCUACCCAAGGCCGAAUGGAGCAAGAGGCGGAAGAGCUCAAAGAGCUAGUGCGCAAAGAAAUUUUGAACGUUCAUAAGGACCCAAUGGAAAGACUUGUAUUCUUAGAUGACAUACAUCGCAUUGGAGUUGUAUACCACUUUGAAAAUGAAAUUGAAGACACUUUUCGAAAUUUCUAUAAGAAGAUGUAUGAUGAUAGUUCCUAUGAGGAUGAUCUUUACUAUGUUUCUCUACGCUUUCGUCUCUUACGACAACAUGGCUUCAAUGUUUCAUGUGAUGUGUUUGAAAACUUCAAAUGUGAGAACGGAAGCUUCAAGGAAAGGUUAACAAACGAUGUGCAUGGCCUAUUGAGCUUGUAUGAAGCGUCAUAUCUAGGAGUGCAUGGAGAGAAUACACUCGACGAAGCUCGUGUAUUUGCUACUACUCAUCUAACCUCAUUUUCUACACAAUCAAACUCUCCCAUGGCCGAACAAAUAGCCCAUGCCUUGAAACUACCCCUCCAUAGACGUAGUAUAAGGCUAGAAUCGUGGUACCAAAUCUCGUUGUAUGAGUCAAAGCCUUUCCAUAAUGAAGCUUUGUUGAAAUUUGCGAAGUUAGAUUUCAACUUGCUUCAAAUACUGCAUAACAAGGAGCUAAGAGAUCAUACUAGGUGGUGGAGAAGUCUAGAUAUGGUCACAAAAUACCCUUUUGUUCGUGAUAGAGUGGUAGAGGCCUACUUCUGGAUUCUGGGUGUGUACUAUGAACCUAAGUACUCGUAUGCGAGGAUGCUGCUAAACAAAUUUUUCAACAUUAUAUCUGUAAUAGAUGACAUCUAUGACGCUUAUGGAACCAUUGAAGAGUUAAAACCCUUCACCGAAACGGUUCAAAGGUGGGACAAAAGUUGCAUCAGUCAACUUCCGGACUACAUGAGAGCAAUUUCUCAAGUUAUGUUUGAAACGUUUGAAGAAAUUGAGCAAGACUUAGCUUUGGAGCAACGAUCAUAUGUUGUUUAUCAUCUCCAACAGUGGCGGACCCAGGAGUUUCCGACUGAUGAGUCACAAUCGAUAACCAAAUAUAUGAAAGCUAUAUGUCAAGCUUACUUUCAAGAAUCUAUUUGGCAUCAUCAAAAUGUUGUUCCAACUUACGAUGAAUACAUGAAAAAUGGCAUCAUCACCUCUGGCUAUUUGUACAUUACUGCUGCCUCUUAUCAAGGCAUGGGGGAGUUGGCAUCUAAGCAUGCCUUUGAAUGGGUCGACGAAAAUACAAAGGCUCUAAAAGCUUCGUGCAUACUUGCCAGGCUCUUGAAUGACAUUAGUAGCCACAAGUUUGAGAAGACCAGAGGUCAUGUUUCGUCUGCAAUAGAUUGCUAUAUGGUUCAAUUCGGAUUCUCCAUCGAAGAAGCUAAGAAGGAGCUCCAAAUACGCAUUGAGGAGGCAUGGAAGGACAUGAAUGAAGAAAUAAUUGGGUCAAGAAUUGUUCCAACUCCUAUACUAUUCGCAGUUAUCAACGUUACAAGAACAUUAUGUGACAUCUAUCAUUGUGAUGAAGAUGGCUAUACCGUCGGCCAAUUUAUGCAAGAAAAAGUUGCCACUAUUCUUGUUGAUCCUAUUAUUAUGGCAUAA
Molecule: messenger RNA, 1911 nt
Organism: Chenopodium quinoa (quinoa)
Lineage: Eukaryota; Viridiplantae; Streptophyta; Magnoliopsida; Caryophyllales; Amaranthaceae
Product: sesquiterpene synthase-like
Exons: 9
Coding region: 1-1911 (636 amino acids)
Biological process (GO): diterpenoid biosynthetic process
Molecular function (GO): magnesium ion binding; terpene synthase activity
Source: RefSeq, a predicted model, not a curated record